AUGAUCCGACCAACCGACCUUUUCCGAUCAAUUUAUGAUCUGCCUACCGAGCUGCUAUUCCAGAUCGGCGCGCAUUUCACACACAAUGAUCGCAACCAGGAUGUUCUCCAACUUUCUCUUGUCUCCAAGCGAUGGCGCAACAUCGCCCAAGAGUGGCUCAUCAAAGCCCCACGAUUCAAGCUCACCCACGUCGAUAAAUACAUCUCGCAGCUUAUACGCCAUGAGCGCCUGCAGCCUCAAGUCACGUCUUUGGAGAUUUGUAGCUUAAGCGAGCACCGCAUACCUCGCAACCAGUAUGGCCUAGCAAUCCGUCUCUACCAUCCCACAAGGGCGCCAGUUGGGGCGGACCCGGACUUCAUCGCAAGCGACGCGUUACAGUGGAAGGUAGCAAUGCGGCAAGAUUGCCUUCCAGCACUUUUGGCGGUGCUUGUCAGCAUGCUGUCGAACCUUCGAGAGCUCAAAUUGGGCAACACAUGGCUUAUGGAUUUCCCAAUCCUCAGCAAAAUGCUAUCGCCAAAUGUAAUCGCCUCGUCCAUGAUUCCGUCCCCCUGGCUUCAUCCAUGGUUGGAGGGCAUCAAAGACACGUUGCGGCCAAAGCUGGCGGUCCUGCGAGUCAGCGAAGCAGAUCCACAAACCCACCGUUUCGUGGAGCACCUUUACAAAGCUAAGAUAGGUGGUCACCUCCCCGCUCUGCGGCGCAUCGAGGUCUGCUACAUGCUCUCUAACAAGCUUGUGCUUGCAGCAAAUCCAGCUUUUCCAAAUCGAGACUGGGAUCCGACAUUGGACCUCCAGAAGUCUUGCAGAGACGCUGAGUUGGCGCUGUACGUAUACGUUCCAGACUAUGAGAUGGCGACAUGGGUUCUCGGUCGGUCGCCUUGGCUUUUGCGGGAGGAACAUGAUACAUUUGCAAGGAUAGCACAUGAUGCUUUUUGGAAAGCCAUUGGUCAUUUCGCGAUCAUGGAUGAAAGCGCUCGCUCGAUUCCAUACGAAGCAGAGUGGGAUUCGGAUGGAGAUCUCGUCAUGUGA
Parastagonospora nodorum SN15 is the source of this 1026-nucleotide messenger RNA. RefSeq lists its product as hypothetical. Bases 1 to 1026 code for a protein of 341 amino acids. Lineage: Eukaryota; Fungi; Ascomycota; Dothideomycetes; Pleosporales; Phaeosphaeriaceae. The record is from RefSeq and is a predicted model, not a curated record. The transcript is spliced from 3 exons. Gene Ontology annotation, molecular function: protein binding.